This is a messenger RNA of Cyprinodon tularosa, 1522 nucleotides long. RefSeq names its product cell wall protein DAN4-like. The record is from RefSeq and is a predicted model, not a curated record. The transcript has 6 exons. Lineage: Eukaryota; Metazoa; Chordata; Actinopteri; Cyprinodontiformes; Cyprinodontidae. Bases 23 to 1522 code for a protein of 499 amino acids.
GGACUGUAGAGCAGUCUUCAGGAUGGCUUCUCUUGUGCUGUUGCCUCUGUUGGUGUUAUUAGCUGCAUCUCAAACAACUAGUGUUGAAAUACACAGGCACAUCGGUACAUCGCUGUCUUUCACGCCGAAGGGAAAGGACUUGAACGGGUCUUAUGAGGUGGAAUUUCGCAUUAAGCUAACUGGAUAUGAAGGCCAUGUGGACUGGCAUGGUUGCACAUUUGGUGACUGUGGGGUGGAGACCUCCACAUUCACCACAAUUGACAGCGAUUCAUUUAAUCUCACCUGGCGACAACUUGUUAAAGUAUCAAGGAGGAAACUCAACACCAACUUGCCUUUUCAAGUUAGCUAUCCAACAAGGUACAACUGGUUCUGGAGGAGGGGCUACUGGAUAGACAAUGCUGUAGGCCCACAAAUUAAAUGGACAAUGUUAACAUACGUGGAUCCGGGAACCAGAUCUGAUACCGGCAAACCAAACCAACCUCCUAUCACAACCAUCGUCCCGAUUAUUCGAGUGACAAAGCAGUGUCCUCGAAAGAUCAAUCUGACUGUUUUUGAUCCUGAUGGGGAUCGUGUGAGCUGCAGAGCACCAGUACAUAGAUACGUUCCUCAUGAGGCAUGUGGAUUUUGCCGUCUUGACAGCGGAUUCUCUCUAGAUAUGAACUCCUGCUCUCUUACAUAUGAAUACAGUGACUACACUGGAUACCACCCUAUUGAGCUUGUGUUUGAGGACUUUCCCAACAAAGAUAUCACAGUGUCCUACUCUGAUGGAUCCUACACAACAAAACGGCCGCAACCAGUUAUGGACCGAAAGCGUCGAUCCCCCACUUAUUAUCUUUCAACCACAGCCGCACCAACCACCACAGCCGCACCAACAACCACAGCCGCACCAACCACCACAGCCGCACCAACCACCACAGCCGCUCCAACCACCACAGCCGCACCAACCACCACAGCCGCACCAACCACCACAGCCGCUCCAACCACCACAGCCGCACCAACCACCACAGCCGCACCAACCACCACAGCCGCACCAACAACCACAGCCGCUCCAACCACCACAGCCGCUCCAACCACCCAAGCCGCUCCAACAACCACAGCCGCUCCAACAACCACAGCAGCUCCAACCACCACAGCCGCACCAACAACCACAGCAGCUCCAACCACCACAGCCGCACCAACAACCACAGCAGCUCCAACCACCACAGCCGCACCAACCACCACAGCCGCUCCAACCACCACAGCCGCACUAACAACCACAGCCGCUCCAACCACCACAGCCGCACCAACAACCACAGCCGCUCCAACCACCACAGCCGCACCAACCACCACAGCCGCACCAACAACUACAGCCGCACCAACAACUACAGCAGCUCUAACCACCACAGCCGCACCAACCACCACAGCCGCACCAACCACCACAGCCGCACCAACAACCACAGCCGCACCAACAACUACAGCAGCUCUAACCACCACAGCCGCACCAACCACCACAGCUUCAUAUACCACCACCCCCUUUGGAUGA